AUGAGAAGAAGACCCAUAUCAUUGCACAGCAAGCGAAUGCUUCAAACGCUCUUCAGCUCCCAGCUAAACAAACCUCCCGCCAAGCAGGUCCGACUUCAAUCUCUCUCCCAGGUCUCUGUCUUUUGCUACUUUACAACUUGCGUUGAGUCCCCAGAACUAUCUUUAUCACCUUCUUUGAUUCAAACAAACGAAUCCAAUGAAGGGUUGCCCUCAAUUAACUUCCGUAGCAUUGCAAGAUCAGUCAUAUCAAAGUCUACAAAUAUUUGGGAUAGCAAUAAGAAUAAAGGUGAGCCUUCAGUCAAUCUUUCUUUAAAAGAUUACUUUUUGAGACUGUCUAAUAUAUCUCCUGAAAGUAUUCGGAGGUUUUGGAGGGUUUCUGCUUUGAGACCUCAAGAUGUUCUUGACAUAUUACUGGGUUUUGAAUCUGAUAGUGGGAUAUUUGACAUUGAGCAUAAAAAGAUUGAAUCUUUAUGGGGAGUUUAUAAGUGGGCUGGUGAACAGACCUCGGACUUUCAGCAUCUUCCUCAGUCCUGCAAGAUUAUGGCCAAAAUGCUUGUGCGGGUGGGGUUGUUUAGUGAAGCUGAGUGCUUGCUUUCCAGGUUGGAUAGUGAAGCAAUUUUCUUGGGCUAUCAUGAAAUCUUCAGUCACUUGAUUGAAGGGUAUUUAGCGGAUUGUGACUUGGAGAGGGCUUUGUUGAAUUAUGAUCGAAUGAGAAGGCUAGGUUUAUCCCCAUCCUUUUCAUGUUACCGAUCACUUCUUGACUCUUUGGUUCAAAUCAAUGAAACCCACUUGGCGUAUGAAGCUUAUGUGGAUAUGAUCAAGGUGUGGAUGGAAAGAAGCGCAGGAGAAAAGCGCAUUUGUGAGAAUGUUGCACGUCUUCUGUGCAUAGAAGGAAGGGUUCAAGAAGCCAGGAAUCUUGUCAAGAGCAUUUUAGCUUUUGGAAUCGAACCUACUAAUGCUGUUCUUGAUGCUAUUGUUAAUGGAUAUUGCGAGAAAAAGGACUAUGAGGACAUACUGAGUUUUCUUAUUGAAACUAGGGGAGUGCCUGAUGUUGCAGUAGGCAACAAGGUCAUAUGUUCUUUGAGUAGAAGCUUUGGUGCCGAGAGAGCAAAUGAAUUCAUGCAAGAAUUGGAGCAGUUAGGAUUUUCUCCAAAUGAAAUAACCUUUGGAAUUCUGAUUGGUCAGACUUCUUUUGAAGGGAGUGUGAAGAAUGCCUUCAUUUUUCUCUCAGAGAUGCUGUCCAGAAACCUCAAGCCUGACGUAAAUACCUGCAAUGCUCUUAUGAGUGCCCUCUUCAUGGAGGGCCUGUGGAAGCAAUCACUGGAUGUUCUUGUAGAGAUGAAUGAUUGGGGAGUGAUGCCCAAGUUAUCAACAUUCAGGGUUCUGUUGUCAGGAUUGUUAAAAGCGAGACAAUUUGGUCAAGUGAAGGCCAUAGUUGGUGAGAUGGCAGGUCGUGGCUUGAUUCGACUCUCAUUGCCCGAAGAUCACCUGUCUAUGGCAUUAACCUCGCUGGGGAUUAAUUCACUGGCCAUAAAGGUUAGAAGGGACAAUGAUAUGCAGUUUUCAACGACUGAGUUUUUUGAUGAUCUUGGGAAUGGACUUUAUUUGGAGACGGAUCUUCAUGAGUUUGACAAAAUAAUGGUUAAUGUUCUUCAUGAUGCCAUGAUUCCAGAUUUCAAUUCCCUUGUGUUGAAGAAUUGUAUGGAUGGUGAUAUUAAAGUUGCGGUGAAGAUGGUGGAUGAAAUGUCUCAAUGGGGCCAAGUAUUAUCUACCUCUUCUGCAUCAAUAUUAAUCAAGAGGCUUUCUGGAUCCCAUAUAAAUAUUAAGAUGAUUAACAGUGUCCUGGAGAAACUGCCUUACUUGAUUUAUCAACUUGAUCAGGGAGCAUUAAACAAGCUUGUUCAGAAGUAUAGCAGAAGGGGAUGUACAUGCUGGGCAAAAUUGAUAUUUGAUAACAUGAUACGAAUGAAGUUAGAAAUUGAGAAUGAAACAUAUAGUGCUCUUCUGAUAAGCCUGUGCAAAAGAGCAAAUUUGAGAAGCUUCCAACUCUGCUGGGAGGUUGCACAUAACAGCAUCUGGCUUCCUGCCUUGAAGGACGGUAAGGACCUUCUAAAUUGCUUAUGCCAACCAAAACUACUGAAAGAGGCUGUGGAACUGCUUGAAGCCAUCCUAAUGGGAUUCCGUUGCAAACCAUUGGAUGCUUGUAACGCGCUCAUUGAAAAGCUGUGCUGUAGAGGUUUCACCAAUAUUGCUGAUGUAUUGGCAAAGGAACUCUUGGAGCGGGGCCUUGUCUUGGAUGAUGUGGUUUACAACCAUCUCCUUAGCGGAUUUUGUAGAGAGAAAAGGCUUGCUGAAGCUUCUCUGCUAGUGGAUGCCAUGGUUGCCAAGAAGUUUGAUCCUUGCUUGGACGUAUCCCUUCAGUUAAUUCCUCAGCUCUGUAAGGCUGGUAACUUGGAGAAAGCUGUUUUGCUGAAAGAUAUAUGCAUCAAAAAACAAUCUUCUGCUCAGCUUUCUGUCUACCAUGCUUUGAUCAAUGGACUUUGCAAGGUGGGGAGGUUGGUAGAAGCUUUCCAUUUACUUGAGGAGAUGUCACUGAAGAGGCAACUUCUGGACAAGGAAGUUUAUAAUAUGCUUCUUCAGGGGUAUUAUCAAGUUAAUGACUUGAAGAAAGUGGGAGAGCUUCUUGGUGUCAUGAUAAGAAAGAAAGUAGGCAUGUCAACAUCUACUUAUUGCAAUUUGGUGCAACUGGCUUGUGCAGCAGGCAAGUUUUCUUCUGCAUUGAGCUUAAAAGAGCUUAUGCUUAAAGAAAACAGCCUUUCCCAGAUUGCUACAUAUAAUAUUUUGCUAUUUCACUUAUCAUUAGUGCAAAACACUACUAGAGUUGUGGACACAAUAGUUGAUGGGAUUCAGAGUAAAGGAUUGCAAUUUGAUGCGGUAACUUACAAUUCCAUUGUUAAAGGCGCAUCUUAUGAUGUGCCUCGUUCUUUGAGGUAUCUUGAAACUAUGAUUACACAAGGUUUUAGACCAAGUAAUCGUGCUCUGAGAAACGUGACGUGCAUCCUUUGUUGCCUUGGAGAGCUGGGAAAAGCCUUGCAACUUAGUCAAGAAAUGGAAUUGAGAGGUUGGAUUCAUGGUUCAGUUAUUCAACUUAAUAUAGUCGAGGCCUUCCUUAGAACCGGUAACCUUCGAGGAGCAGUGAAGUUUUUGGACAGGAUGGCAUUAAAAGGUCUCAUCCCCAAAAGUAUCAACUAUGAUUAUAUAAUAAAGCGGCUCUGUCAGCAUGGAGAACUGGAAAAGGCUAGUGAUCUUCUGAAUAUAAUGAUAAAGAAUGGAAGUAUUCUUGAUUCUACCAGUUUUGACUAUCUCGUCCUCAGUUGCUGCGUAAAUCACAAGUUGGAUACAGCUCUGGAUUACCACAGUGAGAUGUUGUGCAGAAACCUAAUUCCAAGCAGCAAGACUUGGAAUGCUCUUGUCAGCAGCUUCAGUGAAGCCGGACGAGUUGUCGAAGCAGAAAGGCUACUUCAUGUCAUGGUUCAGAGAGGUGAAACUCCAAGCAGGGAGAUGUAUUCUGCUGUGAUCAAUAAGUAUCGAUCUGAAAAUAACCUUGGGAAAGCAUCACAACUCUUAAAAGCAAUGCAACAGUGUGGCCAGGAGCCUGAUUUCGAGACUCAUUGGUCAUUAAUAAGCAAUUUCAGCAGUUCCGUCAACAAAGAUGAUAGCACUAAAAGUGGCGGCUUCCUCUCAAAGCUUCUUUCUGGAAUUGGAUUUCCUAGGAAGGAUUGA
Messenger RNA from Coffea arabica (coffee), 3783 nucleotides. RefSeq names its product pentatricopeptide repeat-containing protein At5g15280, mitochondrial. NCBI's taxonomy places the organism in Eukaryota, Viridiplantae, Streptophyta, Magnoliopsida, Gentianales, Rubiaceae. The record is from RefSeq and is a predicted model, not a curated record. Gene Ontology annotation, molecular function: protein binding.